AUGUCGACCAAGAAGCGAUUCAUCGGGAAAUCAGGAGGCACAGCCAGCAAGAGCAGCAGCAAGCCCACGGCCACCAACCAUCGGCGGACGAACGAGAUACCGGCGGAGAUCCGAGAGAACAAGCUCCUGAACGAGCUCAUCAAGCAAUGUCUGCCGCCCACCUACAACUUCGAGCUCCACAAGACCAUCCACCAGGUCAUCCAGAACCAGGUCUCCAUCCUCGGCCUCCAGAUGCCCGAGGGUCUCCUCCAGUUCUCCCUCACCAUCUCCGACAUCAUCCGCAAGUUCUGCCCUGACUGCCAGGACGUCGUUGUGCUCGGCGACGUCACCUACGGCGCCUGCUGUGUCGACGACCUCACCGCGAAAGCACUAGGCUGCCAGAUGCUCAUCCACUACGGACACUCUUGUCUCAUUCCAGUAGACCAAACCUCAAUCAAGACCCUCUACGUCUUCGUCGAGAUCGGCAUUGACAGCGCCCAUCUAGCCGAGACCAUCCGAGCCAACUUCCCGGGAUGCAUGCACGAAGACACGCGGGCGACGGCGGCAGGGGGAGGGAUGAAGCAUGUGUCGAUCGAGCAUGAAGAAACCCCCGAACAGCUCCAUCUGGCGGUCGUCGGCACCGUCCAGUUCGUCUCCGCCGUCCAAGCACUCAAGUCCGAGCUCGAACAGCCCCCUCGCUCCUCCUCCUCUGACCAGCCCUCCGCCACCGUCGCCAAACAAAUCACAGACCGAGCCGCGGGCGACGACGAUCUCCAACCUGUCACUCCUCCCGAGCCCCCCCGCUUCCGCGUCACCGUGCCCCAGAUCAAGCCGCUCAGUCCGGGGGAGAUCCUCGGGUGCACAGCGCCCCGUCUAUCCGCCGACACCGACGCCAUCCUGUAUCUGGGCGACGGCCGGUUCCAUCUCGAGUCGAUCAUGAUCGCUAACCCCUCCAUCCCGGCGUUCAGAUACGACCCCUAUGAGAAGAAGAUCACCCGGGAGGGAUACGACCACGUGCAGAUGCGCAGGGUGCGCGCCUCGGCGAUCGCCCUCGCCGGCAACACCUUGGCAUCCCCCCCUCAACCACAGGAGCCUGAGGACCGGGCAUGGGCCGUGGUGUUGGGGACACUCGGACGCCAGGGCAGUCUGUCGGUGCUCAAAUCGAUCACCAGCGGUCUGCGGGCGAAAGCGGGGCCUGGAAAGCUAGCCGUGCCGCUGCUGAUCUCGGAGAUCUCGGCGGCCAAGCUGGGCCAUCUGACGGCCCACCUGGACGUGUGUGUGCAGACCUCGUGUCCGCGGCUGUCCAUCGACUGGGGCCACGACUUCCUCUGCCACUACCCCCGUCCAUCCUCCGCCACGGGGGAGCAGCCCCGCGUCGUGCCCCUGUUGAAUCCGUACGAGGCGAAGGUCGCGCUCGGCCAGGCCCCCGGAUUCAUCCUCGACGCUUCUUCGUCCGCCCCGACCACCGCUCCCGCCUCGGCAGACCGCGAACCCCUGCUCGACUCCUACCCCAUGGACUUCUAUGCCGAUCAGUCGUUGGGCGACUGGACCCCUCGCCACGGCCGCAACAUCCGGCCCGUCCGCCCCAGAACUGUUCCCCCGGUUCAGUGA
Molecule: messenger RNA, 1590 nt
Organism: Puccinia triticina
Lineage: Eukaryota; Fungi; Basidiomycota; Pucciniomycetes; Pucciniales; Pucciniaceae
Exons: 5
Coding region: 1-1590 (529 amino acids)
Biological process (GO): protein histidyl modification to diphthamide
Molecular function (GO): 2-(3-amino-3-carboxypropyl)histidine synthase activity
Source: RefSeq, a predicted model, not a curated record